Molecule: messenger RNA, 3286 nt
Organism: Gigantopelta aegis
Lineage: Eukaryota; Metazoa; Mollusca; Gastropoda; Neomphalida; Peltospiridae
Product: zinc finger protein 883-like
Exons: 3
Coding region: 666-2489 (607 amino acids)
Biological process (GO): regulation of transcription by RNA polymerase II
Cellular component (GO): nucleus
Molecular function (GO): DNA-binding transcription factor activity, RNA polymerase II-specific; RNA polymerase II cis-regulatory region sequence-specific DNA binding
Source: RefSeq, a predicted model, not a curated record
CGGUGCAGUUUGUCAUGAUCUUUGAGCGGGAACAUUAUAAACGCACAUUGUGCACUUACUUUGAGUUUUAUAUCUCAUUUCAUUCAAUAAUGAUUGAUUAUAUCCCCUACUUAUUUUUAACAGUAUAUUAUAAUUAUACGACAGCAGUCCGCGUUUUCACUACGUCCUGGUACGUAUCUACACCGAGUCCGGUUUUCAGCACUUUCGUUCACUUCCUCCUGAUAAACAAGACUGGCGAAGUUGCAGCUGUUGUUGUUUCUGUAGAUGUUUGUUUGUAUUUAAAAAUAUGUAUCAACACAUCUGAGUGCGCAUUAUUUCAGAAAGUCCAAAAUGUAAUGGUCUUAACGCUCACAUGGGAAACCUUGUUCAAGAGGACACCGAGAGUAUCAUGCUCACGUGGAGAUGGCUGUCAGGAAAUAUGAAGUACAUAUAGUGCUUAAAUAUAUAGACGUUUUUAAUACCACAGAAGUACGUGGUUAAGACGGAAGAGUUUCAUUUGAAAUACUCAGUUUCAUUCUCAGGGAAAUAAAUGUUCGAGAGACUGAUUUUUAUGCUUACGGGCAGUUACUUUUGCUAGUUUUUUUUUUAUACAUGAGAGGAAAUACAUCUGUGAUAGCAAUUUUAUAUUUCCUGACAUUGUGGACAUAUGGACUUAUAUAAUAUACAUGUAUAGUGAAAGCCAUCUGCUUAAAGGUGUUGAUUUUAAUACUCAAGGAAAUAGUAAAAACUCAAAGGCUUAUGAAAUGGAAGAUUUGAGUAACAGGUUUCGUAUAGAACCCGAUUUUUCCGAUGACUCGAAUUCGAUGGAGCAACAUGAUUUGUACAUUCCGCCAAAUAAAGUUGGAUGCUUUAAUAAUCAGUUCAUGGCAGGAGGUACCUCAAAUCGCCAGGUGCACGACUCGAGAGUUAUGCCAUGCUUAGAUAUAGACUCUAGUCGUGAACAUUUCAUGAAGGAUGAUCCAAACUCGUAUGGUUCUGCAGCCAAAUACUCCGAUAUUGUAGAUGGCGAAUAUGCUUGUGGAAUAUGUAACCGACGUUUUACAGAUCUACCUCGACUCACGAAGCACACGCAGACGCAUCAGCAGGAGACGGAGACGGAGACGGAGUCACUGGCGUGUGACACCUGUGGCAAGAUGUUCACCGAUCUGGAACAGAAGCAGACGCACAUGGAAGUCCACAACGGGAGGAAACCCCACCAGUGCGACAUAUGCAACAAGAGUUUUACCCGUCCGGCGAGUCUACGGGUCCACAAGAAGAUCCACCUCGGGGUCCGCGACUACGAGUGCGACGUAUGCGGGAAGGGAUUCACACAGAACUGGAGCAUGAUGCAGCACCGAAAGCUUCAUUCGGGAGUCAAGCCGUACGCGUGCGACGUCUGCGGGAAGACGUUCAGUCGCCAGUCGAACAUGCGCGUGCACAGGGCCGCCCACGUGGACGCGGAGCACGACCAGCGGUACAAGUGUGCAGAAUGCGGCGAGGGAUUCCUUCAGCUGGCUGGUCUGCGGGGACACGAGAAGAUCCACGCCAACAUCAAGGCGUACCCGUGCGACCUCUGUCCCAAACGCUUUGCCGUUUACUCCUAUUUACACAGACACCGCAAGCUGCACGAUGUACAGGCCUCGGCCGAAUCCCCCUUCACCUGUCCUUGUUGCGGGAAGGGUUUCGCCUGCUUCGAUUACAUGCGCAGACACAGAAAAAACAGCAAGUGUGCUGAAAAGUUGCAAGACCCGUCGUCGUCGUCUUCAACUUCCGCCACUUUCGUCUGCGACACUUGCGGAAAGAACUUCACGAUCUACGCGUAUUUCAUCAGGCACAUGAAGAUUCACGAAAAUGUGGACAAUUCCAAAGGCGGUUCGCAUUACACCUGCGACGUCUGCUAUAAGCCGUUUUCGUGUUACGACCACUUACGGAGACACGCGAAGAUACAUGAAGAGGAAAACGAACCCGAAGACGUCUUACCGUACGUCUGCGACACGUGCGGAGAUUCGUUCGCCGUGUAUGACUCUCUGCUCUCCCACAGGAAACUCCACGAAACCACAGACAUCGCACAAGAGGGCACCCCAUACACGUGCGACACGUGUGGAAACAACUUCGCUUGCUACGAUUAUCUCCGCAAACACAGGAGGAUUCACGAAUACGUGGACAACCCGGAUGAAGUACCCACAGCAUCUGGCGAAGCAGAGGGUAAAGGCCACGGGCCACCUUACACCUGUGAGACUUGUGGCAAGAAAUACAUGCUUCGAGGCUUUCUCCUGAACCACCAGAAAGUCCACGAGCUCGUAGACAACGCAGCAGAAUCGAGAGACGGCGAUAAACUGGAGGAACGUUCGUACAUGUGUGUAGUAUGCAACGGUUCCUUCGCGACCAAACAGAUUCUGCAGCGACAUGUCAACAGUCAUUUAGGAGGCAAGCCGUUCGUCUGCACACUCUGUGGAAAGUCGUUCACCCAGCAGCGCAGUCUUCGAAGACACAAAAUCACCUAUCAUUGAAGAGACUGUCCUGGGUGUUUUGCAGAAAAUUACAACAAAAUUAACUACAAAAAUUGCAUAUAUCAAAUACAGAUUCUUGUUUAGACUAUAAAUGUCUAUAAAAAAUUUAUUCAAUUUAUUUCUGAUGGUCCUACUGUUACUAUGUAGCCCAUACUGGAUUUGGACCCUAACCCUACUUUCAUAUCUACGAAAAGGAAAAUAUAUUGGAAAACAAAACUUAAGUUUGACCCUAGUUCAAACACUAGGACGACCAGAAACGCAUUUAAUAUACAACCACUAAUGUAUGCAUAUAUUUGUUUACAAUAUAUACAGAAAUUAUAGUUUUUAACAGUGUGAAAUUUGUUUCUGAAUGUAUGUGGAUGGAAAUAAAUAUGGUAGCACACCCACGCCAAUGGCGUAGGCAGCAUGAGGCAGUCGGGGCGCUUGCCUCGUCUGGGAUUUCCCCAGAUUUAUUUUAUUUUUCCCAUGACACUGAUAUUUAUUUUACAGGUCUAGGUUUGCCUCGGCGUUUUUUCCUCUCUGGCUACGCCCCAGCACACUAAGGGAAAGGGUGACUCCAACCAAAGUUCUCAUCCAUUGUGUGAUGAAAUCAACGUGUCACUGGCGGUCAAUCUCAUAUUAUUCUAGAAUUAGCUUUUUGGUGAAUUUAUUAUAAUUAUACUGAUGCAGAAAAAUAUGGAAACAGUUCCAUUUCGUAUCGUGUUUAUGUCCCGAGUGAAAUUAUUUUGAAUUGUUACGAGCUUUAGCGAAUGACAAUGAACAUUAUUUUACGAGGGAAAUAAACAUGAUACGAAUUG